Leptosia nina is the source of this 843-nucleotide messenger RNA. The record is from the annotation of a GenBank genome assembly. Lineage: Eukaryota; Metazoa; Arthropoda; Insecta; Lepidoptera; Pieridae.
AUGAAAACAAUAUUGUUGUUAUCGGCUUUACUGUACUAUGUUCAGGCAUACAAUGUCCCACCGGCUACCUUAGAAGCUAUUUACCCGAGAGGACUGAGGGUAUCUGUUCCUGAUGAUGGCUUUUCAUUAUUUGCAUUCCAUGGAAAACUUAACGAAGAAAUGGAGGGCUUAGAAGGAGGCCAGUGGUCCCGAGAUAUCACCAAGCCCAAGAAUGGAAGGUGGUACUUUAGAGAUCGUAACGCUAAGUUAAACAUAGGAGAUAAGAUAUACUUCUGGACUUAUGUUAUUAAGGAUGGUUUGGGAUACAGACAGGAUAACGGGGAGUGGACUGUUACAGAAUACGUAACUGAAGAUGGUAAACCAGUGGAUCCUGAUAAGGUGCCUGUACCGGUACCAACGUCCAGUACAAACCCACCAACACCAAUCUAUAAUCCACCACCACCGACCCCAACGAGCCGACCGGCUUGUAAGUUGUCAAGUACCGUCGUACGCGGUUCUGCAAACGUUUGUACUGGUCAACUCAUCUUCAGUGAAGAAUUUGACAAGCCAAGCGUCAGAGACUUAUCUAAUUGGGAAGCUGAAGUGAAAUUCCCUGAACAGCCGGAUUAUCCAUUCAACGUUUACUUAUCUGAUGGAACAAUGAAUAUAGAAGAAGGAGCGUUGACGAUUUAUCCCAUUCUCACUGAGGAUAAAUUUAAAGAAGGUAUCCUUGAUGACUCACUCGAUUUAAGUAACACAUGUACCGGGACGAUUGGUACCAGGGAAUGCAACCGAACCGCAUGGGGGGGCUCAGAUCCUACCACCCGUAGUCACAGGCAAAGUGACAACCAAGAACAGGUUUAA